GGGAACAAUGCUGAGAAGAUAAAAACGUCGUCGUUACUGUACAAAGAAAAAUAAAAAGAAAACAAAAAAAACGAGAAAAGAUAACUUGAUAGAAGAAAAACGAUGCCCGUUCCGGCUUACUUUCUUUUUGGGUAAAUAGAUGGCCAUAGGGCCUUUCUGGUUCACAUUCUUUCGCUACAGCAACACCAACGCCAACAGCCUCCUCUCUCUCGUUGUACCUUGUACAUACAUAUCAACGAAACUCUCAACAAAAACUAUUUCUUCUUCUUCUUCUCGAUCGUCUCAUAUCGCCUCACCUCUUCUUAUCCUCCUUCGAUUCGCCUCCAGCGCGUCGCUCUCCCACGCGCGACUUCUACACCAUCACCAGCGCUCGAGGCAGGUUAUCGCAACACAGGACACGCUGGCGCAGAAGAUCGGAAAAUCGAUUCGCCGCCCGGGCGCACCCUCCAAGUCUAGGGUUUAUCCCGAUGUCAAUGUGGUCCGCCCGAAGGAGUACUGGGAAUACGAGUCCCUCACCGUACAGUGGGGGGAGCAGGAUGAUUAUGAGGUAGUGAGGAAGGUUGGGAGAGGGAAGUAUAGCGAGGUGUUUGAGGGCGUGCACUGCACCGACAACGAGAAGUGCAUUAUUAAGAUUCUUAAGCCUGUUAAGAAGAAGAAGAUUAAGAGGGAGAUUAAAAUACUGCAGAAUCUUUGUGGUGGGCCAAACAUUAUCAAGUUACUUGAUAUUGUUAGAGAUCAGCAAUCAAAGACCCCAAGUCUUAUAUUUGAAUAUGUGAAUAAUACAGAUUUUAAAGUGCUUUAUCCAACACUCUCAGACUUUGAUAUUCGGUAUUAUAUCUAUGAACUUCUAAAGGCGUUGGAUUUUUGCCACUCACAAGGUAUUAUGCAUCGGGAUGUGAAGCCGCACAAUGUCAUGAUUGAUCAUGAGCAGAGGAAACUUCGUCUAAUAGACUGGGGACUAGCCGAGUUCUACCAUCCUGGCAAAGAAUACAAUGUUCGUGUUGCUUCAAGAUACUUUAAAGGUCCUGAGCUUCUUGUUGAUUUGCAAGACUAUGAUUACUCAUUAGACUUGUGGAGCCUUGGUUGUAUGUUUGCUGGAAUGAUAUUUCGUAAGGAACCAUUUUUCUACGGCCAUGAUAAUUAUGAUCAGUUGGUCAAAAUUGCCAAGGUGCUUGGGACUGAUGAAUUAAGCGCAUAUCUAAAUAAGUACCAUAUAGAAUUAGACCCACAUCUUGUGGCCCUUGUUGGAAGGCAUAGCCGGAAACCAUGGUCAAAGUUCAUUAAUGUUGAAAAUCAACAUUUGGCAGUUCCUGAGGCUGUUGAUUUCCUCGACAAGUUGUUGCGAUAUGACCACCAAGAAAGGCCAACUGCAAAGGAAGCAAUGGCCCAUCCUUAUUUCUACCCGAUUAGAAAUGCAGAAAGCAGUGGAACUCGCACCUAGUUAAUCGAUUUUCAGCUGUUAAAAGAUCUUCAUGUUUGUUUUUGUUGAUCUUACUGUAGCCUGAUUGAACCUCAGUAGUGGUGCUUUUUUUUUUUUUCUUGUUGCUCUCAGAAAACCUCCAACCACAUUUUUUUUCCUUUUUUGCUGUUAAUUUUGUGUGAGCUAACUUGUGGAUGAAUUAUUGAUCUGAUUUCAGGCUAAGUUGGUCUGGACUUUGGAAUCUCCUUCAUUUUCCUUUUGGUAAAUGGAAAAUUUGAAAUAUUAAUCUCA
Molecule: messenger RNA, 1711 nt
Organism: Mangifera indica (mango)
Lineage: Eukaryota; Viridiplantae; Streptophyta; Magnoliopsida; Sapindales; Anacardiaceae
Product: casein kinase II subunit alpha-2-like
Exons: 10
Coding region: 140-1441 (433 amino acids)
Biological process (GO): protein phosphorylation
Cellular component (GO): nucleus; protein kinase CK2 complex; cytosol
Molecular function (GO): protein serine/threonine kinase activity; ATP binding
Source: RefSeq, a predicted model, not a curated record